UUGCAGUUUGUUGCUCGUGAUGAAGCCGGUGACGGCGACGGCGAUGUCGAGUAUCGACUCAUCAACACCGAACCAAGUGAAACAUUUACGGUUGAUCCGGUCACUGGUAUUGUUCAGACAGCUGUGAGGCAUUAUAAACCCGGCGAAACCUAUCGAGUUUUUGUGCAAGCUCGAGAUCGGACACCAACAGACUAUCAAGUUUCACAGGAUAGCAAAGUGGCUGUGCUGGAGGUUUACGCUGGUGAUCGAGCGCCGCAAUUUGUCGAACAACAGUAUAGAGUAUACGUCCCGGAAGAUACCCAAGUUGGUUCCAGCAUUGUGGAUGUGCGUGCCAAACGUUUCAAGCCGAUUGACAAGCGCCGUACAAAAGGUGAACUGGUCUAUCAGCUGUUCCUGGACGCGAGUUUGCCGGAACGUGAGCCGUCACCCUACUUUGCAAUUGACGCUGCAAUGGGAUUGGUACGCUUGAAGAAAGCAUUGGACUAUGACGACGAUACCCAGCCGAAACAUCAUCAGCUGAAAGGUUUGUCCAAAUUACACUUCCGGAAUAUCAGUGUCAACCUGAAAAUGCCUUAUUUGUCCAGCAAUUUACUUAUUUGCUCAGCAAUGCACGCUGAGGACAAAGACAGUGGUGAAAACGCUCGGAUAGUCUAUAGCUUAAGCGACGAUCAUUUCAAGAUCAAUGACCGUGGUGAAAUUUCUGCUCAGAAGCGUCUGGAUGCGGAUCAAAAUCGUGAACGUUUCUACAUCUACCGAUUCAACGUGACGGCUACUGAUCGUGGUGAACCUCCACUGAGUAGCACUGCUGCGGUCCAUAUUCGUACGGAAAAUACGAAUGAUGAAGCGCCGAUAUUUAUUCCAACCGGAAAUUAUCAAGCUUACGUUGCUGAAGAUGCACAGGGUGGAACGCCGGUGGUGCAAAUUCAAGCAAUCGAUCCAGAUCGAGAUCAGGUAAACCGGGAUCCUUUACUUCUCAGAGCAUUCUUCUCUUUCCGACUAAUCCUGAAAACAAUUAUUCUGGAUCUGCAGUUUUGCUAG
Messenger RNA from Gongylonema pulchrum, 1038 nucleotides. Lineage: Eukaryota; Metazoa; Nematoda; Chromadorea; Rhabditida; Gongylonematidae. The record is from the annotation of a GenBank genome assembly.